Messenger RNA from Drosophila innubila, 1420 nucleotides. Its product is annotated as protein terminus-like. Lineage: Eukaryota; Metazoa; Arthropoda; Insecta; Diptera; Drosophilidae. The record is from RefSeq and is a predicted model, not a curated record. Bases 117 to 1385 code for a protein of 422 amino acids. The transcript has a single exon.
ACCUGUAAGCUAUGUCGCAGAUAUAUAAUCCCGUGUCCAGAGGGCAUAACACAUCAGUCAGCAAACCAAUCUUGUCCUAGACACAUCUGAACCUGACAUUCCAAUCGAAUUCAAACAUGCACGACGAAGAGCCAAUUUCAAGCUUUGUGUUCAGCAGCGUGGGAACACAGCAAACGUUCCACCAUCAGUGGUAUGUGGAGGGUCAGUUGCAUGAGUGCAGCACUUGCUACAGCAGCAUCGAUGCCGAUGAGCCCCCCAGCCAACAUUGGCUGCAGCGGGGCGAGGAGCAGCGACCGCAGUUGAGCAAACAACAACAGGCGGUGCUCAAUAUAAUUGAGGCUCGUCAAAUCGAAACCUUCUUCAUUUGCGACGAGAGUGCCAAGGAUAAGCUGGAGCACUUUAUGGCGGAGACUUGUGCCAGAGCGGUGCCGGAGUUGCUUCGUUGGAUGUUCCACAAUGGCACCCAGCGAGUGGAGUUUAAUCUGGCGUGCUAUGUGAAUGUGCUCAAUCAGGUGCACAUCUUCCAGAGCGGUACUUUGAGCGUGCAGCAUCAUUAUGACAUUGAGGAAUGUGUCAGCGUCAUUUACGAGAUGAUCACACAACGCAUUGAGAACUAUCUGGCCAGCAGUCACAAUGUGGGACUCGACGAAUGCAGCAUCACCAGGAUGCGCAUUCAGCUCAAACGUAUACGUGAUGACAACGACUCGGAAUGUGCCUCCUUAGCUCUGCCUCUACCUCUACAGUUGCGUCAUGAGGCAGCUUCCGAAAGAAGCAAGACCAGUGAGUCUGAGUUGGCCAGUUUACGUGCAGCAUAUGUGAAGCAUCAACGGGAAUGCCAUGGUUACUUUCCCUCCAACAUGCGGGUUAAUCUCUACGGUCUGCAGCAAUGUCAGACCACCAAGGAGCUCUAUGUGGUGCCCUAUCACAUAAGUGAGACACUGCAAGAACAGCCCAAUAAGAACUUCCUCAUACUGAACAAUAUCAUGGGACAAUUUCAGCGACUCCAUGAACUACAGACUCCAAUUGCAUCCAGUAAUAGUUGCAACCGAUCCCAAACUCGUCCUUUGCAGUGUCGCCGUUGUCGUACUCAGUUCAAGUGCCGCAGUCGGUUGCACAUUCAUCAGCAGCUUCGUUGUGGCCAGGACUUUAGUGUGGACAGCAUUCAUCCGGACAUUAUUGAGAUAUACGAGCAGUGUCUACCCAUUUCCCGCAGCAUCUUCCAGUAUGCCUGCUAUGGCAUCACCAAACCCAAGACUGUCAUGAGGAAGGGACAAUUUGUGCCCAUCGAAUGCGAUUGGCGCAGCAAAAGCUCCGUUCAAGUGCAACACGGUCCCUGUGUGGUCAUCAGCAACUCCCAGCUCAGCAGUCCCUGUAAAUUAAGUUAAGAUUUAUCAAUAAAAACCAUUCAUCUUAAGCAAAA